AUGGCGACGGUGAUGGCGGAGAAGAAACCGAAAACGAAGAUCGUCUGUACCCUAGGUCCCGCAUCCAGGUCCGUUCCCAUGAUCGAGAAGCUUCUUCAAGCAGGCAUGAACGUCGCUCGUUUCAACUUCUCUCAUGGCUCCUACGAUUACCAUCAGGAAACCCUAGAUAAUCUCAGAACCGCCAUGAAUAAUACCGGUAUCCUCUGCGCCGUUAUGCUCGACACUAAGGGGCCGGAGAUUCGAACCGGAUUUCUCAAGGAUGGGAAGCCCGUUCAACUGAAACAAGGUCAGGAAAUAACCAUUUCCACUGACUAUACUAUAAAGGGAGAUGAGAAUACAAUCUGUAUGAGCUACAAAAAGUUGGCUCAAGAUGUGAAGCCUGGGAGUGUUGUACUCUGCGCUGAUGGUACCAUAUCGUUUAAAGUUUUAUCAUGUGAUGUAAAAGCGGGUUUGGUUAACUGCCGCUGUGAGAACUCUGCUGUUCUUGGCGAGAGAAAGAAUGUUAAUCUGCCGGGAGUCAUAGUGGAUCUCCCGACUUUGACUGAGAAAGACAAAGAAGAUAUCAUGGUCUGGGGAGUUCCUAAUAACAUUGAUAUGAUUGCGCUUUCUUUUGUUCGAAAAGGUUCUGAUCUGGUGCAAGUUCGGAAGUUGUUGGGGAAACAUGCUAAGAACAUACUUCUCAUGUCAAAGGUUGAGAACCAAGAAGGAGUUGCAAACUUUGAUGAUAUCCUUGCAAAUUCAGAUGCAUUUAUGGUGGCACGUGGUGACCUUGGAAUGGAAAUUCCAAUAGAGAAGAUAUUUCUUGCUCAGAAAGUGAUGAUUUAUAAGUGCAAUAUCCAAGGGAAACCUGUUGUUACUGCAACCCAAAUGUUGGAGUCAAUGAUCAAAUCUCCCCGUCCAACCAGAGCUGAAGCUACUGAUGUUGCCAAUGCAGUUCUGGAUGGCACAGACUGUGUCAUGCUUAGUGGUGAAACUGCUGCUGGAGCUUAUCCAGAACUUGCUGUUCGAACUAUGGCUAAAAUAUGUGUUGAAGCUGAGAGCACCAUUGACUAUGGAGAUGUAUUUAAAAGGAUAAUGGAGCACUCGCCAGUACCCAUGAGCCCAUUGGAGAGUCUUGCUUCUUCUGCGGUUAAAAUGGCCAACUCAGCUAAAGCAGCACUCAUAUUGGUUUUAACUAGAGGAGGGAGUACUGCAAAAUUGGUGGCUAAAUACAGAGCAGGCAUGCCAAUUCUUUCUGUUGUUGUUCCUGAGAUUAAGACUGAUACCUUUGAUUGGUCCUGCAGUGAUGAGGUCCCUGCCAGGCAUAGCUUGAUAUUCAGAGGAUUGAUUCCAGUACUAAGUGCAGGUUCUGCAAGGGCUUCUCACGCAGAAACAACAGAAGAGGCACUAGACUUCGCCAUUCAGUAUGCGAAAACAAAGGGUCUCUGCAAUAACGGGGAUUCUGUGGUGGCUCUCCAUCGUGUGGGUGUUGCAUCAGUCAUCAAAAUCUUGACUGUGAAAUGA
Lathyrus sativus (Indian pea) is the source of this 1503-nucleotide messenger RNA. Lineage: Eukaryota; Viridiplantae; Streptophyta; Magnoliopsida; Fabales; Fabaceae. The record is from the annotation of a GenBank genome assembly.